This is a messenger RNA of Nothobranchius furzeri (turquoise killifish), 1444 nucleotides long. NCBI's taxonomy places the organism in Eukaryota, Metazoa, Chordata, Actinopteri, Cyprinodontiformes, Nothobranchiidae. The record is from RefSeq and is a predicted model, not a curated record.
CAGACGCCUUAGAAAAAAAUGCAGCACAACGUGUCAGUGUCCUUUUACAGGUAAGAUUUAUUCUUGUUUUCUGCAAAACUAAAUCCAACUAAAACAAUUUAAUGUUUAUCUUAAGAACCGUGAGUAUUUGAUGUAUACUUUAAUGUCUAUGCAUAUUUUAAUGAUGUUAUUUCCAUACAUAAUAAAAGCUUCAUAUUUAGUUUUUCCAGCAUCUCGAGUGAGAUGGAUCCUGCCACUUCUCAUCGGAUUAAUGCUGAUAUGUUUGGCCAUACUUGGAGCCUAUUUAGUACAAGGUGUCCUAAAAGGCUACGUUUGGAAGUGGUUGAAAGAAGAUGAUGUAAAAGGUGCUGUGGGUGGAGGCCAUGUGGUCCUGCUGUACCCGUCUGAUGAUGACAGGCGUCUUCCAGGCAUGCUGUGUCACCUGGGCUCAUCUCUUCAGGCCCUGGGCUUCACUGUGUCGCUGGACCUCUGGAGCCAGGCUGAGCUAAGUGCCUUGGGCCCUGUGCCAUGGCUCCAUUCCCGACUGGACCAGCUGCAAACAGGGGGUAAAGUGAUGUUAGUCCUAACCAAGGCCACCUGGACCCGGGCUGAAGAGUGGGGAGCCCUCAGCAAUGACGGGGUGGUGAACAGAGAUGCGGGGGAAGUGUUAGGAAGAAGCUACCCUCCAUCUUCACGCCGAGUGGAUGUUUUCGGAGCUUCGCUGAGCUGCAUUCUUGCAGACUAUUUACAGGGCCGGGCUGGUGAGAGGCUCAUGCUGGUGCAGUUUGAAUCCCUCCCACCCGAAGGUUUCCGUCCACUUCCGUGUCUUUUUUGUGGACUUCACGUUUACAGUCUUCCAUCCCAGAGUCUGGGCUUUCUGACUGAACUUGCUGGCACCAAGCAUAUUGCUUCAGCAUCAGCCAGACGGAAAAGGGCGGGUAGGCUCAGAAAGGCAUCUUGAGCCCUGGCACAGAAGCUGUCAGGGUUCACUGCAGGGACAAAUGUCUUCAGACUGGCUGGUGUGUCUCAGGGUUGUGUUGGUGGGGAAGUGGAAGACUCAGGGGAAACUGUGCCUCUACAACCAGAUCUUACACCCCUAUCCAGCCGAGAGACAGAGCCCAGGGCUGGUCUGAUGGAACAGGUCUGACAGCUAUGAUUCAGCUAUGGGACGAGCUGCUCAUGGUGUCAAAAGUACUUCAAACUCAAACUACAGUGAGUCAUGUUCUUCCAGUUCAGUUUUGCCAUUUGCAAGUCAUAAGAACCUGUUGUAGCGUGAUGAAUUGUCCUGUUUUUUGUCACACAACCUCCCUCUCAGCCGUCAACCUCCUCUAGGGAGGCACCGCAGAGCCGCUCAGACUCCAUUACCCAACAUCCCUAGCGCCAGGCUUCCAUUUCACGUCACCCGCCAAACCUAUAUAAGGAAGUGCCGCACAACGCCGGCUCACUCAGUCAUCGUUCUCACCAA